CUGUAGUAAAGAUGAUUACCAGGGCUUCUAGACUUCGAAUUCUUCCUCUAAUAAUCUUGGUAGGGCAUGGAGCCCUUGGGUUUUUCUCCUUGACCUCGCCACUAGGAAGUAUCGACAAAGAUUGGACUCCUGAUGACUAUGAAUAUAGUACUGAAUAUUAUGACCAUGAAAUAAGUAAUAUAUCUGAUUAUGAAGGGUAUAUUGAUUGGACCUCUAAAGAAAAUGACAAUUUCUUCUUUCUAAAUACUACAGAUCUGUGCCAACCUGAUCCUUGUAUGCAUGGUGGUGAGUGUGUUAUAAAUGGGGACAACUUCAAAUGUAACUGUCCUGCCCCGUUCACUGGGAAAAAAUGUCAAGCUGUACGUAACACAUGCCAGAAAAAUCCUUGUGUCAGAGGAGAAUGUCUCAUUAUCCAGACUCCACCCUAUUACAAAUGUGCCUGUAACCAUCCAUAUGGGGAUCCACACUGCUCAAAAGUCUUUACAGCAUGUAGACCAAAUCCUUGCAAGAAUGGAGGUAUCUGCAAGCGGAACAGGAGGAGAUCCAAGUUUACAUGUAACUGUCCUGAUGGAUUCAGAGGGAAAUUCUGUGAAAUAGGUCCUGAAGACUGUUAUGAAGACAAUGGCUUCAACUACAGAGGGAAAGUCAGUAAGACAAUAAACCACAACAAUUGCCUUCACUGGAAUUCUCACCUUCUCUUGAAGGAAGCUUAUAAUGUUUUUAUGGAAGAUGCCAAGUUACAUGGUAUUGAUGAACACAACUAUUGCAGGAAUCCAGAUGGUGACAAAAGUCCUUGGUGCUUCAUUCAAUUGGACAAAAAAACAUUGAGUUGGGAGUUCUGUGAUGUCACUUCUUGCUCAUCUUUAGAUGUCAUGGAGUCCCUACGGAAGCCUUCUGAGCCCUCUGUUUCAAGUGAAAUGUUCAGUACCUGUGGGUUACCAGAGAUAGAUGCAAAAAUCAAAAGGAUCUAUGGAGGUUUCAAGAGUACUCCAGGCAAACACCCUUGGCAGGCAUCUCUCCAAGCGAUUCCUCUAUAUACUGACUUCACGCCCCCUGAGCACUUGUGUGGAGGCACACUGAUUGAACCUUGUUGGGUUCUUACUGCUGCACACUGUGCAAUGUUCAAAGCCAAACAAAUACUGGUUGUUCUUGGAGAACAAGAUCUGUUGAAGUCUGAACCCUAUGAACAGUCAUUUAGAGUGGAGAAGAUAUUUGCCCACCCAGAUUAUCAAGAUAAAAAUGACAUUCCUUAUAAUGAUAUUGCUUUGCUCAAGUUAAAGGCGGUGAAUGGUCAAUGUGCGCAAGAAUCUAAGUAUGUAAAGACAGCAUGUCUAUCUGAAGUACCAUUUCCUUCUCGGACAGAAUGCUACAUUUCUGGAUGGGGAGAAACACCAUCAGGAGAAGGAUCUCGUUAUCUCCUGGAUGCUAAAGUCCAACUGAUCUCCAGAUCUCAUUGUAAUGCUCCAAACCAAUAUGAUAACAUGGUUGAUGAUACCAUGUUCUGUGCAGGUGGACAGGGGACUGACUCCUGCCAAGGUGAUUCUGGUGGUCCUUUAACCUGUGAAAGAGAUGGCAAAUACUUUCUCUAUGGAAUUGUGAGCUGGGGCCUUAAAUGUGGAGAGAAACCAGGAGUUUAUACUCUAGUGACCAAAUACUACAACUGGAUCAAAGACAUCAUCCAAAAAGAGUCUGGAUCAUACUAGACAGUGUCUAAGUUAGCAUCUGAUAAAGGCACAAGCUAUAGCCCCUCUACCUCCAACCUACUCUUCAUCACAUAAUUGCAUUGUUGGUUGAAACUAAAAAGGUAGGUCCACUAUCAAGAAGCAAACAAUCAGAGAGGAAGAAAGAACAUUCAUUGGCUUGAUAAUUAGUGAAGACACGGGGUUCCAUUCUGACUCCUCCACUAACAAGUUGUGUUGGUCUGAGACAAUCACUUCCUUUCUCUGGGUCUCAAUUUUUUCAUAUGGACAACAGGGAACUAUGGCGGGUGAGGGGGAGAGUUGGAUCAUGUGGUCUCCAAGGUCCCUUCUAGCUAUAGACAACCAAUUUAAAGAGUUUCACUAGAGCUGAUCAGAAAUAAUUUCCACUUAUAUUGUGCUUGUCUUUUCUCUAUGACUUUCUAGCCAGAAUUUUCACAAUAGCUCUCCAUGCCCUUGUAUUAUCUCCUAUAAUUUGCAAAGGAAUCAUAAAGGAAGCCCAAAUUCUCCUAGAUUAUUUCCUUCAGUUCAUAUGUCUUUAGUACUCAUCAUUCCUGGAGGAGCAGUCCAGCUCAAGAACAGUCACAACCACCAAUCCUUAUAGAAUGAAUGAGUGUCCCAGUCAUGUCUGACCACUUUUAUUCAGCAUGGAUAACGUGCUAGACAGAACCAACAUUCAAAACAGGAUAUUAAAAUAUUGAAUUGAAAAUAUAAA
Molecule: messenger RNA, 2412 nt
Organism: Antechinus flavipes (yellow-footed antechinus)
Lineage: Eukaryota; Metazoa; Chordata; Mammalia; Dasyuromorphia; Dasyuridae
Gene: HABP2
Product: hyaluronan binding protein 2
Exons: 13
Coding region: 12-1703 (563 amino acids)
Biological process (GO): proteolysis
Molecular function (GO): calcium ion binding; serine-type endopeptidase activity
Source: RefSeq, a predicted model, not a curated record